GUCGUUGAUGCCCGUGCCCCAUUUCUUCUCUUCAUACCCCCAGAUGUCGACAGCCGUACCCAUACUACACUGAGCUUGCUUUCUCACUUACGUCCCUCCUGACAAGAGUCACAAGAACAUGGCUACUGCAACACUCACACCCCAACCUGUCCCAAUGGCGACAGAAAGCGAGUACAAGCCAUUCCAGUCUGCCCCCACCAUUCUAGAAGAAGUCAAGGCCCAGCAAGAGCGCCUUCGCGAGCGGCUGGCGGGAGCUCUGAUUAACCCACCACCGGGUACUUCUGCCGACUCUUUGCCCACGGUACCUUUAAUCGACAUUGGUCCAUCCUUUGACGGGAAUCUGGCAUCACGACAGGCUGUCGCUGCUCAAAUCCGCCAAGCUUGUGUGACCACCGGGUUUUUCCAGAUCACCAACCAUGGUGUUCUCGAACAAGCCCGUGCGGGAGUUCUCGAGCAAGCAGCACGCUUCUUUCAUGAGCUGUCUGAAGAUCAGAAGCAGGCUCUGCAUAUUCGGAAUUCACCCCUAUUCCGAGGUUACGAGCCGCACGAUGCAACGUUCGUCAACACCGACGAUCAGAAUGGCGUCCAGAAGGAGACCAAGGAAGGAUUUAACUGGGGUUAUGAAAGAGACCUCGACCCAACCGGUGGAGAUGGCAAAUACGUCGAGUUAGACGGCACCUCGCCUCAAACCACGGGCUUAGGCAAUCUCUGGCCCUCGUCCGAGGACCUGCCAGGCUUCUAUGAAAAGAUCUCUGACUAUUACGGUCAAGUCCUGCAACUUGCACGUCACUUGUUCAGACUGUUUGCACUGUCGCUCGACCUGGAAGAAGACUAUUUUGAUGCCUCCACCACCCAUCCCGGUGGCAUUGCUCGACUACUUUAUUAUCCCGGGCAGCCUGCGCCAGAGAACGAAUCUUCAGAAGCUGCGCUGGAAGCAGCCAGCAAGCUUGGCUUAGGAGCCCACACCGACUACGAAUGCUUCACGAUCCUCCUGUCGUCGUCAAACCCGGGACUGGAAAUCCUCUUCCCACCAUCACCGGCCACAGACAACCGCCCAAUCUGGCGUCCCUGCCCCGUCGUGCCAGGCUCCUUCACAAUCAACGUGGCAGAUUUCUUCCAACGCUGGACCAAUGGCUUGUACAAGUCGACUAUUCACCGCGUUGUCAGCAAACCCGGCACUGGCGAGAGGUACUCUGUCCCAUUUUUCUUUAGCAUCAACUAUGACAGCGACGUCCUGCCUUUACCAGAGAGAUGUGUUGGGAAGUCCCGCUUCUUGCCCCUGAAGGCCGGUGAGUACGUCUUAGAGAGGUUAAGGGCGACGCAGUUGCUCGAGGCGACAACCUAGGCAAGGUUGGGCCCGGGGGCACAAGAUCGAGCUCCACAGUAUCUAGCCAGGGGACAGUAGAUUUACCUAAGCCAUCCUACUCGAAUACAGUGGAGUUUUGCGUGUACAUUCCAUGACCAUGCCGUUUUGAUAGAAUAUUCUAACUCGGGAGCACACCGUGCAGUUGAUCCAUCCAGUACGCAAGCCCUUUUCAUGUGUAGUACAUGACCGAGAACCGCUGCGGACUAGAGGAAGACACUACAGCUGGAGAUGGCCCAUGGUUCAGAUCCUGGAAAGUUCAUCAACCUUUGAGUUGAGGUAGAGGCCCCAAAUUUCACGUGCCGUCUCAGGAUUCCUG
This is a messenger RNA of Exophiala mesophila, 1682 nucleotides long. RefSeq lists its product as uncharacterized. The coding region runs from base 119 to 1345 and encodes 408 amino acids. Lineage: Eukaryota; Fungi; Ascomycota; Eurotiomycetes; Chaetothyriales; Herpotrichiellaceae. Gene Ontology annotation, molecular function: dioxygenase activity. The transcript has a single exon. The record is from RefSeq and is a predicted model, not a curated record.